Molecule: messenger RNA, 2242 nt
Organism: Chlamydomonas reinhardtii
Lineage: Eukaryota; Viridiplantae; Chlorophyta; Chlorophyceae; Chlamydomonadales; Chlamydomonadaceae
Exons: 1
Coding region: 108-389 (93 amino acids)
Source: RefSeq, a predicted model, not a curated record
CGUCAGGCGCCCAUUAAGAUCCUCGUCAAUGCGCCUAUCGCAGAUAAGCAAACCGGCAGCACGGCAGAAGUCAGUAAGGCCGCGGCCAAACCGCCAAAGUCAUUGAUAUGGUUGUCCUCACAAUCAAUGCCUCUCACGUAGCCCCUGGCAUUGCAUUGCAGCACGGUAGGCCGGGGAAUCCGUCGCAGAGCCGUCUUCAGGGCCACCCUGUGCGUUCAUGGCUAGCUACGGCAACGCCUUCUGACACUGCGCUGGCCCUGGCGGCUGCGGCGGUGGCGCAGGACCCGGCGGCGGCGCAGGGCCUGGCCACUGCGGUGGCGGCGCAGGACCUGGCGGCGGCGCAAGGCCUGGGCCCAGCAGUGGGGGGGGGCGUAAAGAGGUGGACAUAGCCGAGGUUGCAGGCAAGGCGCCAAGGCCACGUGGAGGAGAGCGCGGCGCCACCCGACAAGCGGCGCCGCCGGCGCGCAGUUGAGACCUGCCGGUGUCUUGUUUGCGGCCUUUGCUGGCGAGCAUAGCGUGGCACGGUGUGGGUGGGAUUUAUUGCUGCUGUUGGGUUUGUUGCCUGCUUGUGCUUGUGCCUGACAGCGGGACGCGGCUGGACACAUGGCGGGCGCCGGGCAGUGCCUGUACGAACCUAAGAACGGUGGGCAACUGGUGUAGCAGGACGACUACCCAAUGCCCUGCGAUGUCAUACCUUGGUGCGCGGAAGCAAGGGGGAGGACGGAGCGAGGAGCGCCGACUCGGAAGCGGGCUUGCAGUAGAAGACGCUAAACAUGAACUAGGGAGAGAAAGACUGGCUCAGCCCCGUCUCGAACAGGGAUCAAUACUGAAGUAUCAAUAUUGACUGGCCGGAACACUGAGCACAAAGGUUUUGUAGUUGAGAUGGCCUGUACGGUUUUCCCCUCUUAGUUGGGGCGUCCCGCCCACAACUGGUGGUUUCGGGGCGCAGGGAACCUGGAGGCAGUCGCAAGUGCGAGUGGGACGCCCGUGAGUGGGCGCUAUGUCCGUGCGGGGGACGUUGGAACGUAGAGGUGACAGUGACGCCGCAGGAGCGCAGCGCGCUGAUCAGGGCAGCGCAGCAGGUUCGCAGCGCAGGUGUUGUGGUGGCGCCUUACCUCACGUCCGUAGGGUAUGCGCUGCGCAAGGAGCAACUCGGAGCUUUCGAAGGGUUCCAAGCAGAAGGGCUGAAGCCUCGAUGGAAGGGAGGGAGGGCAUUUCGUGCCAAGGCACCUAAACACCUAGGCUGACGGGCCAGCAGUUGACGCAGCUGGAGUUGAGUAUAGUCGAGCAUGUCUAACUUCGUUGCACAAAGUGAGUUUCUGGCGUUACAACGGCCCAGAACGGCCCGGGCCUCGGUUUCUGCAAGGUCAGGCAAGCGCGUCGUAUGCACCACCUUGUAACCACACACAACAAAAUUGCUGGGUGACGGCGGGUGACCUGACUGAUGGUGGUGCCCCGCUCCAAAGCGCUUCCGAGAUCGAGUACCCUACCACGGAGUACCCACUUAAGUGUCGCCCCCCUUCUUUGACACUGGUUCUGGUCGUCGCUUUCCUUCGACCCCUACGGCCCUAUGCAAGCAUUCCUCCGGCAUUUGUCCCUGACCCCUGACUUGAUAUGCAUGUCUUCGAUUCCUAGGUGUUGGUGAAACUAAGGAAACCCCUGGGCGAAAACAAAGCCAGACGCGCGAAUCAGCCCUCAUCAGCAACCCAAAAUUGUUGUUGUUGGCACCUGUCCGAGCCAGGCAGGCAUGCAGGUGGGGUGCAGGUUUGGGGCAGGCAGGGGCAGCAGGGGCAGGCAGGGGCAGGCAGGGGCAGGCAGGGGCAGGCAGGGGCAGGCAGGGGCAGGUUUGGGGCAGGGGCAGGCAGGCACGGCAGAGAGUUCGUCGGUGGACGGUGGGUCGCCGCAGCCGCAAACGGCAAAGGGCCGCAACGACCGCAGUGCGGUGGUCACCCAAAGGGAAUACGCGGUAACUCCGGCUUUUUCAGGCCAAGCUUGUGAUCUGUUGGCGUCGAGAGGGCGAUCAUUAUGCGGGGCCGGUGGUUUACGUAGCAAAAAUUCAAUGUGUCCAUGGUCGCGAGGUCGCUUCCUGCUCCGAUUUCUCCUGGAACACAACCCAAGCGCGUUGAAUAGUCAUACAUCAAGGUUACUUGCUGUCGGCACAUAAGCGCAUUGGCACGCGACGUCGCCAGAUGCCAGUCAAUGAUUGGUGCGAGUCAACGUGUCGAGUUAGCGAAAAAGUCAA